Schistocerca cancellata (South American locust) is the source of this 2134-nucleotide messenger RNA. Its product is annotated as esterase FE4-like. Lineage: Eukaryota; Metazoa; Arthropoda; Insecta; Orthoptera; Acrididae. The coding region runs from base 77 to 1702 and encodes 541 amino acids. The record is from RefSeq and is a predicted model, not a curated record. The transcript is spliced from 11 exons.
UAUAUAUCUGUGAGAACUGAGACAAAGAUACUCACUUCGUUCACCAACAGCUAUCGCUGAAGUAAAGGAGCUCUCUAUGACGAUGGCGGCACUUCGCUUAUUCGUUCUUUUAAACCUCUGUUUAAUACCAGUCGCUAUAUCAGCUGUUGAGUAUCUUACAGUCGACACAGAGGAAGGCACACUGAGAGGUCAGAUGGGUGAAACGUAUACAGGGAAACCCAUGUACAGGUUUGAAGGAAUUCCCUACGCGGAGCCACCAGUUGGAGACCUCCGAUUCCAGCCGCCAGUACAGAAGUCAGCGUGGACUGGCGUGAAAGACGUCCUGAAGAAAGGCACCAGUUGUACGCAGUACAGCAACGGGAAAACGUCCGGUAGCGAGGACUGCUUGUAUCUCAGCGUUUUUGGUCCUGGGACCCCGUCGCGAAAUGGAACACUGAAAAAUGUUAUGGUUUUCAUCCACGGAGGAUGUUUCACAUCUGGAUCUGGCAACGCGAGGCCGCAGUACUUUGUGGACCUGGAUGUCAUCGUCAUUCACCUAAAUUAUCGACUGGGACUUCUGGGUUUCCUGAGCACCGGCGAUGAAGUGGUCCCUGGGAACAUGGGUCUUAAGGACCAGACAGAGGCACUUCGCUGGGUGCAGAGGAACAUAGAGGCAUUUGGAGGUGAUCCACAAAAAGUAACCAUCUACGGACAAAGCGCUGGAAGUGCAUCCGUUCAUUACCACGUUCUGUCUCCACUGAGCAAAGGUCUUUUCAAGAGCGCCAUAGCGAUGAGUGGAUCAGCAUCAAACGCUUGGGCGUUCACAAAAAAUGCUACAGACAGGGCAUUACGGUUUGCCAAAUAUCUGGGAUAUACUGGUAAAACUUCCACUGAUCUCCUGAAUUUCUUAAAAACCGUAAAAGCGAGUACAUUAGUGAAGAACAUCACUGUUGCCCUAUCGGAAGAGGAUAGCCUAAGUUUGUUCUCUUGUGUCUGGACACCCACUGCCGAACCUGAACACGAUGGGGCAUUUUUGACGGAACAACCGUGGACCCUCGUCGCCGAAGGCCGCUACAACCUGGUUCCUUUCAUGGCUGGUGAUACUGACCUCGAAAGACUGAAGCAAACGCAGAAGGGUGGUGCAUUAUACACUGAAGAACAAGUAAGCAACCUGAACGAGAACUUUGACGAGAUUGUGGGAUGUGACCUGCGACUUCCGACAAGGGAAGAGCAGUUGAAAGCAGCUGCGUCCAUCAAAGAGUUCUACUACAAUGGCAGCGACAUCACAGUGCAGGACAACUACACCACAUGUCUGUUGGAAACACAUCGCUUUUUUGUGGAAGGAGUGGACGCUGCCAUCCGGAGCAUGGCUCGUUAUUCCUCCAACCCUGUUUACUACUACCAAUUCUCCUUCGUUGGUACUCGCAGUACAUUUCCUCAUGGCCCAGGUGCAGCUCACAAUGAUGAUGUGAAAUACAUGCAUGCAACAGACAGUCUGGAUCCUGAUUCCGCUGGAGGUAUCAUCCGGUCCCAGAUGAUAUCAAUGUGGACCAACUUCGCAAAAUAUGACAAUCCAACGCCAGAAGAAACGUCUAUACUGACAGAGACGUGGAAGGAGUAUGACGAAUCAUCCCCAUACUAUCUGGAGAUAAACAGACCUCUUCAGCUCAAAACUAACUUGUACGAGCCCUACAUGACUUUUUGGCACAAUCUGCUGCCGUAAAUACUUCUUAUGUGUCACUAAUAGUCUUCUUAGGCAAUUAAGAGAGUGUUGCAAAAUGUUGAAAUGGAAAUGGUUACGCUAUUACACAUAAUAAUGGAUAUUACCUGAGGAUCCAGGUGGCGGAAUAUGUUUAUUAUGAAGUACUGUAUGCUCAAUCUGCUAUGUGAUGAACUACUUAGCAAUGUUAGCACUGCAGUUCUCACAGACAGAAAUGUUAUACUGAAUUGCUGUACCCUAACUUUUCUUAACAAGAAUUCUGAAGGAGAUAAUUUUUUCACAAGAAUUCUGUUUUCUGAAACAUAUGGUUUAGUGUCUAAUCGCUUCUGUAAGAAAUAUGAAAUUAAUACCUUCUGGUAUACCGUAAAGACUUUUUUUUAUUUUCUUAACACUUCCGUUUUGUCUUUUCUUACCACACUGUAUCAAAAUAACAAU